Closterium sp. Naga37s-1 is the source of this 915-nucleotide messenger RNA. NCBI's taxonomy places the organism in Eukaryota, Viridiplantae, Streptophyta, Zygnematophyceae, Desmidiales, Closteriaceae. The record is from the annotation of a GenBank genome assembly.
AUGGAUGCAGAGCUGUCUAUUCCGUUCAAGAAGGAUUGGGUCGCAGGCAAGGGAGAGGAUGGGAGAAAAGACGUGGAAUACAUGGAAGAAGGUCAAGGGAAGGACGUGGAAAAUGGAGGAGAGGAGGGAAAUGGAUGCAGCGAGGAGGGGGGGGGUGUGUCUCCUGCACUGGCACAGAGGUGGUUUGUGUUUCCUCCUCUUGCCACGCUCAGUGUUGUCGCGGGCCGCGAGUGGCUGCUGAUGCGGCGGAAUCUGCUGCUCUACAUCGUGCAGACCAUCCAGGUAGAUUCAGUGAGGUUCGUUCCUCUAGUUCGGUAUCUUCACGGGUGCAUAGCGCCCAUAGUGCUCAUAGUGCUCAUAGUGCCCAUAGUCCUCGUAGUGCCUAUAGUGCCUAUAGUGCUCAUAGUGCCUAUAAUGCCCAUAGUGCUCAUAGUGCCUAUAGUGCUCAUAGUGCCCAUAGUGCCUAUAGUGCCCAUAGUGCUCAUAGUGCUCAUAGUGCCCAUAAUGCUCAUAGUGCUCAUAGUGCCAAUAGUCCCCAUAGUGCUCAUAUUGCCUGUAGUGCCCAAUGUGCCCAUAGUGCUCAUAGUGUCUUUUAUGCCCAUAGUGCUCAUAGUGCCUAUAGUGCCUAUAGUGCUCAUAGUGCCUAUUGUGUCCAUAAUGCUCAUAGUGCCUAUAGUGCCCAUAGUGCUCAUAGUGCCCAUAGUGCUCAUAGUGCCCAUAAAUCAUCCUUCCCUUCCCUCUUGUGACCCCUUUUCUGCCUUACCUCUCUCCCUGGCUGCCCCGCUCUCCUUCCCACUUUACCCAAUCUACCUCUUCUGCACUUCCCUCCUGCCAUCCCCUUAUCUGCCUCUCCCUUCCAUCGUAGCCUCCUCACCCUACCUUCUCCUUACCCUUUGCCUUGUUCACCAGAUAUGA